This is a messenger RNA of Ramularia collo-cygni, 555 nucleotides long. RefSeq lists its product as uncharacterized. The record is from RefSeq and is a predicted model, not a curated record. The transcript has 3 exons. Bases 1 to 555 code for a protein of 184 amino acids. Lineage: Eukaryota; Fungi; Ascomycota; Dothideomycetes; Mycosphaerellales; Mycosphaerellaceae.
AUGAAGCCCUCCCAAAUCAGCUCCCUAGCCCUCCUCUUCGCCCCAGCAGCAAUGGCGGCAAGCUACCUCUCCAAGCGAGGCUCAGGUUCCGUAGCCGAAGUCCCCAACCCAAACGUAGCGCCCUCCGUCCCAGACGAAGCGCAAACGAUGUUCAAAGACGACAGUGCGCCAAACCUCCUCUUCGCCCCUACAAACCCUCCUGAGGAUCCAUCGACGAUUCCAGACAAUAUCUUUGUGGUGCAGUGUCUUGAACAGGGUUUUAGGGGGGAGUGUAUGGUUCUUGGUGGUCCGCCUGGACAAUGCGUCUCGUACUUUGAUUUCGACAGCGAAACAACUUCCAUCUCGGAUAAAUUCGAUAAGCUAGCCAUGUCUCUGAGUACCAACACAGGUGGCGUUUGUCAAUUCUACCAUGAGGAGGGCUGCAACAUCAACGGCGAUGACCCAGGAGUCACUCUCUCUUACGUCUAUGAUCUUAGCAAGAGCGAGUCUGGGAAUAGCAGACCUGAUGAUUACCAGGGGGAUUAUUUCCAGAAUAUCACGUCUUGGAGAUGUUAG